CCGCGCAGGGCCGCCGAAGGCGAGCGCGGCGGCGGCGAUGGCGACGACGGCGAGCGCGGCGGCAGCGGCAGCGCUCGGCUCGAGCGCCGCGGCCCGACCGCGGGCUAAACAGCGCUCCCGCAUGGCCGCCCUUGCGCUGCGCGGCGCGACCGCAUGGCCGCAUGGCCGCAUGGCCGCCCCAGGCCCCAGGCGCUAGGCGCUGGGCACUGGUCCUCAGGCCCAGGCUUUGUGCCCGUGGGCCUCGCCAGCCGUAUGGCCGCCGCGGCGGCCAGCUGCAGGCGGCGGGCCCGCGGCGGCCGCUCCGCGCUCGUUGGCCUGUGGCUCCUGCCGCUGCUGCGGCAGCGCGCGGCCGCCGAAGGCGUGCCACCGGACCCGUACAGGCCCUACGACGGCCGCGGCCUCUACCUCCUCGCGGCGUGCGGGGAGGGCCGCGCCGCACUCGCGGCCGCGGCUUCGGCCUCGGAGGAGCUCUGGCGCCUCGAGGGGGCGGGCUGCACGCUGCUGGGCGAGCCCGCGCCGGCCGGGGCCAGGCAGCCCGGCUGCCUCCAGGUCCACGCGGUCUGCGCGUCGGGCGAGCCACCUCGAGGCGUCGUGGCGGUCGUCGCUGAGGAUGCCGGCGCGUGGCUGCGCCGGGCGGGCGUGCCGCAGCGGCACACGGCCGCGCCGUCCGCCUCGGGCGGCCGCGAGGUCGGCGA
Messenger RNA from Prorocentrum cordatum, 695 nucleotides. Lineage: Eukaryota; Dinophyceae; Prorocentrales; Prorocentraceae. The record is from the annotation of a GenBank genome assembly.